GAGCUAGCUGGGGGGGAGGGGCGUGCGUGGGAAGCCCGCGCAGAGGAGCGGGUUACACCCACGGGGGGGGGGGAGGAGGGCUGCAGCUGCUCCACGAGUCCGGCGGCGGACGCCCCCGCGGGCACGCCUGUUUACUCUCCUGCUGGGGCAAGCUUUGUGGUAAACCGAGGGUGGCGAGCCUGGGGGAGGGGAGGGGAAGAAGGGAACCUCCGGCGUCAUCGGAGCGCGCCGUCGCGACAGGCUGGAGGAGCCGCCAUCUUGGUAAAGGGCGUCGUAGUUGCCCCACUGGCGCCAUCACGCCGCGCCGGUCCCGGGGCCAGCUGGGGCUGCUGGGCUGCUCCGGGACCCCCGGCGGAGACGAUGCUGGGUGGCGCGGCGGACGCCCCGGGGCCGUGUCCCCUGGGAGAGGACAGCUUCACGCGCUUUUCGUCGCAGAGCAACGUGUACGGACUGGCGCGCGGCGCCCAGGGUCGCGGGGAGCUGCUGGCGGCCACUCUUAAAGGGAAGGUGCUGGGCUUCCGCUACCAGGACCUCCGACAGAAAAUCCGCCCCGUGGCCAAGGAGCUGCAGUUCAACUACAUCCCGGUGGACGCCGAGAUCGUGUCCAUCGACACCUUCACCAAGUCGCCCCCCAAGCGAGGCUUGGUGGUGGGAAUCACCUUCAUCAAGGACUCCGGAGACAAGGCCAGCCCCUUCCUCAACAUUUACUGUGACUACGAGCCCGGCUCGGAAUAUAACCUGGACUCCAUCGCACAGAGCUGCCUGAACCUGGAGCUGCAGUUCACCCCCUUCCAGCUGGGCCACGCCGAGGUCCAGGUCGGGGACCAGCUGGAGACAGUGUUUCUGCUCAGUGGGAACAACCCCGCCAUUCAUCUGUACAAAGAGAAUGAGGGUCUGCACCAGUUUGAGGAGCAGCCUGUGGAGCACUUGUUCCCUGAGCUCACUGAGCUGAGCAGCAGCGUUCUGUGGCUCCACGUCUCCAACAUCCCGGGCUCGGGCCGGCGCCUCACGGCCCUCGGCUGCCAGAGUGGCUACGUCCGUGUGGCCCACGUUGACCAGAGCAGCAGAACUGUGCUGCAGACUUGGACCAUCCAGCAGGACGGGCCCAUCUCCCGAGUGGUUGUCUUCAGCCUCUGGCCCCCAGCAGGAGACCCCGGGGAGGGGGAGGCAGAGGCCAAAGGGGCUCCCCUGCCUCCAGAAGAUUACAGUGUCCUGGUGACCAGCAUGAUGGAGCCGGCCGUGGUGUAUCGGAACGUCCUGUCCCGCGGGCUUCAGGACCAGGUGCUGCUGCCCGGGAGCGACCAGUUUGACAGCGUCCUAUGCGGGCUUGUCACCGACGUGGACCUGGACGGGAAGCCCGAGAUUCUGCUGGGCACCUACGGCCAGGAGCUGCUCUGUUACAAGUCCUGCGAGGCCGGGAGCCCGAGGCCGGGCCUCCCCCAGGCCGAGGCCGACGCCAGCUUCCGCCUCCUGUGGCAUCGCAGCUUUGCCAGCCCCCUGCUGGCCAUGGAACACGUGGACCUGACCGGGGACGGCCUCCGGGAGCUGGCCGUGGUGUCCCUGAAGGGCCUGCACAUCCUCCAGCCUGGGCCAGGCGUCCCGCCUGCUCCUGACGCGGCUUCGGCGGAGGGCCCAGCGGCAGACUCGGCCACGGGGAGAGGAGGAAGGGCCCCGGACGGCCGAGCUCCCCGGCCUUUGAGGGCCCUCACCCCCCGGGGCAGUCUGGGAACUCUUGGGGGUCGAAGGGCCCGGGAACAAGGCUGGGAAGAGCCCCGCCGCCUCCUUUCUCACGACCUGGCUGUUCAGUGCAGGAGCCGGAUCUGAUUUGGGACCUGGAGGGUCUGUAAAGUGGGGGUGAUUCCCCUCAGACACACUCACACUCACACACACACACACACACACAGACACGGACACAUUCAUACACACUCACACACACACACACAGACACAUUCAUACACACUCACACAUACACACACUCACACACACAGACACAUUCAUACACACUCACAUACACACACUCACACAGACACAUUCAUACACACUCACACAGACACACACACAGACACACACACACAC
Molecule: messenger RNA, 2076 nt
Organism: Antechinus flavipes (yellow-footed antechinus)
Lineage: Eukaryota; Metazoa; Chordata; Mammalia; Dasyuromorphia; Dasyuridae
Gene: KPTN
Product: kaptin, actin binding protein
Exons: 12
Coding region: 361-1824 (487 amino acids)
Biological process (GO): negative regulation of TORC1 signaling; actin filament organization; cellular response to amino acid starvation
Cellular component (GO): KICSTOR complex; actin cytoskeleton; lamellipodium
Molecular function (GO): actin filament binding
Source: RefSeq, a predicted model, not a curated record